Molecule: messenger RNA, 843 nt
Organism: Dentiscutata erythropus
Lineage: Eukaryota; Fungi; Glomeromycota; Glomeromycetes; Diversisporales; Gigasporaceae
Source: the annotation of a GenBank genome assembly
AUGGAGAAAGAAUUAUUAGCUUAUGUUCAACAAAAAUGGAAAGAAAUAAAUGCAGUUACUAGUUCUAUGAUUAGGCGCAAAGCCAAAGAGUUAGGAAAAGCCUUAAAUAUUGAAAAUAGCAAGUUCUCUCGUGAGGAUAUGCCUCUGAUUGUCAGAAAUUUUCUUCAAAUUGCUCGUGAAAAAACAGCAAAUAUUGAAAAAAAAUUUAUCCUUUUCAUUGAUGAAACACCGAUAUGGUUUGAUAUGCCCCACAAUACAAUACUUGAUUUCGAAGGUGUUCGCAAUAUACCAAUUAAAACUACGAGAAAUGAUAAAUUACAUUUCACAGUAGUAUUAGGCUAUAUAGCAUCUGGAGAAAAACUUUCACCUACUGGUGUGAUAUUUGUUAAUCAUCAUAGUAGUCAUAUUCAUGAUGAUGUAAUUAAAGUAUUAAAUACAAAAGGCUUAGAUAUUGUUAAAUUCUCUGGUGGAACCACUUUUGUUUUGCAACCACCUGAUGUUUCAAUAGACGAAGAGAAAGAUGAACUUACUGCAAGAGAAAACCACAAUAAAGCCUCAUACGAAUUGGUUUCUGAGUGGGUAUCCCAAACUUGGAAAGAAAUUGGCACAAAUAUAUUAACCAGAUCUUUUGAAGUGGCUAGACUUACACUUAACCUUGAUGAUAGCGAAGAUGACAAGAUGUCAAGUUACUUUCAAGCUAUUAUCGCAAAUUGUAAAGACAAAGUAACUUUUGAUGAAGAAGAUCAGAAUAAUGAAUUCUUGAAUGAAGAAGAUCAAAACAAUAAAUCCCCGAAUAAAGAAGAUUCAAAUGCCCAAUAUAGAGCUGCUACCAUAAUUUGUUGA